AAUAAGGACACGUUUGGCGAGGCACAAAGACAAAAUCCAACAAAGCAAAUAAUCAUCAUAUCGCCAAUCAAUCAAUCAGGCUUUUCCACAUAAUAAUAAAUCAUCUUCUCCUCCUAAACCUCGAAUGUUGAUCCGUGAAUCAGCGCUCUGAAAUUCAAACUGAUCCAAACAUGUCAUGGUUCGCUCGCACUAUAGCCAACUCUCUCCGAAUCGACGACGAUGACGAAGACGAUGAUCACACCACACCAAACCCUAAGCAAUCCCAAUUUCAACAACGGCACCAACAGGAACUCGAAGAACAAGACGACGGUGAAGAUGAAGAUCGAAUCGACAGUCAUGGACGUGGUGUCAAAGAAGACCUCUCGGAAUUCAAACAAACCCUAACUCGCCAACUUUGGGGCGUCGCCUCUUUCCUCGCUCCACCAGCAGGCCCUCCACCUCCUCCUCCUCCUCCUCCGUCGCCAACCUCUUAUCGCCACACUCAUCGCUCCGUCUCCGAUCGGAGUCGAUGGGAAUCGUACGAUCGUUCCGGUUCCGGCGAUGUAUCGGAUGAGGACGGAUUGGAAUCAGAAACUUGCACUGAUUUCGACGAGAGGAUUAGAUCCGGAAUGUAUGAUCUGUCGAAUGACAAUGCGGUGCCGGAGUUUUCGCGAGGAGUGUCGGAGGAUGGGAUUGAGGCAGCCGUCGGUGUUACGGAUGAGGUGUUGGCUUUCGCGAUGAAUAUCGCGCAUCAUCCCGAGACGUGGUUGGAUUUUCCUUCGUUCGAGGAAGAAGGCAUGGAUGAUUUUGAUAUCUCUGAUGCCCAAAACAAGCAUGCACUGGCUGUUGAACGGCUAGCACCAAGAUUAGCUGCUCUCAGAAUUGAACUUUGUCCUGCUCAUAUGAGUGACGCUUACUUUUGGAAGGUGUACUUUGUUCUUUUGCAUUCAAGACUCAACAAGCAUGAUGCUGACCUUUUGUCAACACCCCAGAUAGUAGAAGCAAGAACAAUGUGGAUGCAAGAGCUACAAAAGCGGAAAAAGGUAGAAUCAGAUUGGUUUGGAAGAAGCACUUCUUACUCGAAAGAGAGCCCUCAAUCAUGGCAGGAUGAUUUUGGUCCUCCUUCAUCUGAUGAUACUCCUAGAAACAUGUCACACGGGGCAUUUACUUUUGAACCUUCAACGUACUCUGCUACAACAGAAUUUGAGACUGAUAAACACCCCGUUGUAACUAGUGAGAUCCAGAUCAUUGACAAGUCUGUUAUUGAAGAAGAGCCGGUGAUCAAGACCCGAGUUAAGGAUUUUGUGGCUGGUCCAUCCCUUGUACCAGCGCAGAAAUAUGACGAGGACGAUGACUGGCUAGAGGACAAUUCAGAAUUAGACGGGUACAGUGGAGCUGCAUUUGUGGGUGAUGGUGAAGAUGUGUCAUUCAGUGAUCUCGAGGAUGAUGCUGAUUCUAGUGUACCUAUAAAAUCCAAGAUAGGGUUAAAAGGUUUAGAUAAGUCGACCAGACUCUCAUGAUUUUGGCUUCAGCUGAGCAUCAGCCUUUCUGAUUCUGAGGAUUCACGGUGUCAACGUGUCAUUAAAUGAGAACACCGGGAUCGAUCAACUUUCCCAGCAUGGAUGCUGUCUGGUUCAAGCACGUGGUGAUACAUAUGAGCUUUUUUAAGGGAUGAAUUGGCAGUCAAGUUUCCGAAGAAGAAUGUUCUCUUAAUGAUCAUGCAAGCAUUGUAAUGCACUGAGCAGGUUUGCACUUCAUGUGUUUGUGUUUGAAGCAACCCCUCACUGUCAAGAACAUGAAAGCUUUUACAAGGCGAGAAUGAUUUAUUGUGGAUUAGUACCGAGAUUUUUUCAUUCUUAUUGAAGUUUAUGAUUAUGGUCUCUCCUGUAGAGAGCGCAAGAGCUGAAUACAAGGGACUGUUUUCUUCUUUUUUUUACAAAAUUGAGGAUGAUAUUGUCUUGCAAUUUUUUUUUUUUUUUUUUUUUUGCUAGAGAAGCAUGAGACAGAGAUUCUGUAUGUAAAACAUAUUUGAGUAAGAUUGAUGAUCCAAAUUCAUUAAGGCUC
This is a messenger RNA of Cornus florida, 2043 nucleotides long. RefSeq lists its product as uncharacterized. NCBI's taxonomy places the organism in Eukaryota, Viridiplantae, Streptophyta, Magnoliopsida, Cornales, Cornaceae. The coding region runs from base 171 to 1499 and encodes 442 amino acids. The transcript is spliced from 3 exons. The record is from RefSeq and is a predicted model, not a curated record.